AUGUUGUCUAAACUUAAAGGUUCUGGUCUUCGUCAAAUAUUAUCUCAGAUAUUAAAUCUGUUUCUACAGCUUAUAUGUUAUGGAAAGGCCUCUCAGUUUCCUAUUGUUGUAGUUUUAUCAGGAUCUAUGGAACCGGCAUUUCAGAGAGGAGAUAUUCUUCUUCUUGAUAACCGUCAAGAAAGAGUAAAUAUUGGUGAUAUUGUUGUUUAUAGGAUAAAUAAGGGAGAUAUUCCUAUUGUUCAUAGAGUUAUUCAAGAACGACAUGGAGAAACGUUUCAAAAAGUCUUAACAAAGGGCGAUAAUAAUAGAUUUGAUGAUAUUCAGCUUUAUUCACAAAAUCAGAUGUAUAUUGAUAGAAAGGAUAUUAUUGGUGUUGUUAAAGGUUUUAUUCCGUAUUUAGGUUGGAUUACAUUGGCAUUGAAUGAUUUUCCAAAGCUUAAAUACUGUAUUCUUGGAGGAAUGGUACGUUUAGCAAUAAAUUAA
Molecule: messenger RNA, 483 nt
Organism: Pneumocystis carinii B80
Lineage: Eukaryota; Fungi; Ascomycota; Pneumocystomycetes; Pneumocystales; Pneumocystaceae
Product: signal peptidase I
Exons: 3
Coding region: 1-483 (160 amino acids)
Cellular component (GO): signal peptidase complex; membrane
Molecular function (GO): serine-type endopeptidase activity
Source: RefSeq, a predicted model, not a curated record